Messenger RNA from Ruditapes philippinarum (Manila clam), 1675 nucleotides. Its product is annotated as cysteine proteinase 4-like. The coding region runs from base 113 to 799 and encodes 228 amino acids. The record is from RefSeq and is a predicted model, not a curated record. Lineage: Eukaryota; Metazoa; Mollusca; Bivalvia; Venerida; Veneridae. The transcript has 4 exons.
UGAUAAUGUCCGGUCACUUUUCGGGCCUCGAAUUCCUUAAGAUAUUGGACAGAUAUAUUGUUAAGUAUAUCACAGAAUCAAAUUCAAAAGUGUGAUUUCGAGAAUUAUUAUCAUGGGUGGUCGCGCGUUUUUUCUAAUAGCAUUUGCAGGCUUCAUUGUAGUAUACGGUCAGACAACGAUUCCAACAAUAUGCUGGGAUACUAAAUGGUUCAACAGUUCGGCUCCAACAAAGUUAAACAGAUCCGAAUACGAGCAACAGUCAGCGAAUGUUCUUGAUUCUGUAUGCGCAAAUGGACCAAUAACCGCUGCAAGGUGCAAGGAUUCAAAAGGCGAAUCCUUUACCGGCUUCAGGAAUGACUCCGUCAUCAAAUAUAUCGCAAAAUGUGACAUCACAAACGGACUCAUCUGCAAUCCAUACAACACCUCGAAGGAUUCUAUAUGUCCAGAUUUUCAGAUACAAUACGGCUGCAGAUGUCCUAGUACGACACCAAUUCAUUCAGGAGGCGGUGCUGUUGCGAUAGGCGGUGCUGGAGGAAAUGGGAGUGGUUUAAGAGGUGGUGGAAGCGGUGGUGGAGGAACUACAAGCGGGAUAAAUUCUUCUACGUCUGGUACCGGACACAAAUCGGGAAAUAGUGGAUCUGGAACCGGAAGUGGUACAGGGCAAUCAAGUGGAUCUGGAACCGGAAGUGGUACAGGGAAAUCAAAUGGAUCUGGAAACGGUUUUCAAAAGAUCUGUGUCAACUACUUUCUUCUGUUUAUUUGUACAAUCCUGGAACUAUGUAGAGUGUUUGCCAUAUAAUUUCUACUUGUAUAGUUUCGGUUGUUAUUGGGUUUUUCAUGACUUUCUUUGCCAACGAUGUUUUGUUUAUAUAACAGAAUGAAAUCAAAACGUGACAGACUUGUCACAUAGAUAUAUUUUGAGUAGAAAUAAAAAAGAAUAGGGAACAGGAUAUAUCAACAAUACUUAUAAUACAAACACUCAUAGCAAGGUUAAUGGCAGAUAAUAUGAAAACGGUACACUAUUAGAAAUCAUAUCCACACAACCCUUUGGAAAAUGUGUAUUCAUUAAAGGCACAAUAUGUCCCAGAAAUGCUUUUAUUUUUAUUCCUGAAAAAGGCUUAUUAUUUAAGGGUCUUUUAUUUUUGGCAAAUCACCUGAAUAAUAGUUUGUAUCUGUUGGUUUUUGGGAAUAAGUUCAGUUAUGUUGUUUUAUUACUUUGUAUGGAGGUCAAAAUACUAAAUUGUUUACAUUUUGCUACUUUUAUGGCAAAUAAUCUCACAUUCAGCGCUACAUUCCUCGGGUAAUAAGCUAGGUCACAUGCUCUUAAACCAAUUAUUUCGACAUUUUAAAACUCAUGUUCAACUUUUUAAAUAUUUUUAUUCGUUUUUGAGACAUAAUGAACCUUAAAGAAAAGAGUUUUCUGUCACAAAAUAAGAACAUAUCGGAUACAAUUGUUAUGUAUAAUUUCUUUUUACAUUGUAUUUUUUCUUGCGGGAAUUGAGGACCGCAAUUAAUGCGGCCAAUUUAACUAAUGAUAUUUUAACACUAACUUUGCUUGAAUCCGUCAAGAUUGUUAUAUCAAAUGCAUUUUUAGAAUACAAUUGCUUUUACAAAUAAAUAACAUGACAGUUAUCAAAUAUGUACUAUAAAUGUAUGUCUUAACAUGUUCUUUGAG